AAAAUUAAGUGUUUAAAAAAAAAGCAAUCGCUUUGAUAAAUAUAUUGCUAUAUUUAGCCUAAGUUACUCUUUGCACAUACAUACAUACAUACAUACAUAUAUACAUACACCGAUGGGGAUUCUAUGGAUCGGUAAUGUUCGACUAUCUUCGACUUUCUUCGGAUUAUCUCGGAUUUUUGCAAUGUAUAGUAAAAUUCAGUAUACUGACGACCGUUGGUCACGUUGACGUUCGGCUUUUAUAUUUUACUGAUUCAAAUUCGAUCUGAACGUCAUUUAAGUUACCUCAAACAAAGGAAAAAGACGAUAAAGUAACUGCUGCUUCGAUCUCCUUUCAAGUAUGUUAAUAAAACGUGUACUGAGAAACGAUCGUCUCAGGAUGGUUCAAUGAAUGGAUUAGAAGUGAAAAGGACGCAGAUUUACGUGCCUUGUUGGAAUUAAUACGAAAGUCUACAUCUUGCAAACCGACACAUGUAAACUCAUCGAUCAAAAGGGAAUGUUUGUUUUGCUUCUCUCUGUCUUUGAGUCUCGAACCAUCGCGAAGGUUAGAGAGAACGACAGUACGAUCACUUGACUUCGUAAGUUCACGAACUCUUUAUCAAUCUAUUUCGAAGCAAACAUAAUUGAAGGGAACAAUGGCUGGCAGUGGAGAACUUUGGGUACAGUGUUUUACCUGUUGUUUGAUGCAACAAGGGCCAAGGACACGUAAUGGAAGACAGAGGUCACAUCAGAGGCUAAGGAUAGAUCGUAGCAUGAUAGGAGUACCUACAAAUUUUAGGCAUACUGGCCACAUUAGCAGUGGAGAUCUCGAUAUGAGCAGUGCACAAUUGUCAAAUAUUCAGGCACAGAUGCAAAUGAAAGGAGGCUAUGAUAAUGCAUAUAGUGUCAAGGCAUGUUGAAAAUAAUUAUAGGACAUUCUCAGACUGCUCUAUAAAUAAUCUUAUGAAACAAAUAAAAAAAAAAUAAAAAUGACUGAGUUUUAAUACUUAUGAUCUUUGUGUAAAGAUCAACAUACAUGCAGCUAUUGUAUUUUUAGAGUAUGCUCAAAGAAAAUACUUUGAAUAUGUUUAAGACAGAAGCAUGAUGAAAAAUAUUUAAUUAUCAUACUGAAAGUUAUUCUCAUUCGUAAGAAAUGAGUUUACGAUUAAAAUAUUCAUUUUAAUUAUGUAAAAACAUUUGACUUCCAUGCCACUUGGAUUUUAAUUUCCACAGUGAAGACUGUAUAUUUAAUAGAAACAGAAACUGCCAUAUUAUACACAACUUCCUUCAGGUUCAUUUUUUAUUAUUUACAAUUAUUCUUCCAUUUUAAAAAAAUGUUUACUAAUGACAUAAUAAUGUUUAAUAAUGACUGUUACAUUAUAUGUUAAUCAUAUUUACAUGUUCUUUCUUUUUUUGAUAUGAGAACUUUUACAGUAAUAGAUUUAUCAUUAAGAAGUAUUAGAUACUGUUCUUAUAAUUGCAAGUGCAAAUGUAAGUACUCCGUGUCGCUAAGUAGUGUUUUUGUAAAAAGAAAAUGAAAUAAUGUAUUUUGCAUAGUUCACCUGUGCUGACUAAUGGAUAAAUAUUUUUAGCAUAUAUAUGGUGAACGUCCAUGUUCACAAAGCACGGCCCAUUUUUCCUACUUCUGUAUUCAUCCCUGAAUAGGGUGUAUAAAUUUACAUUAGGUAAUUUUCGGAACGUAGAUGUGUCAGAAAUUGAAAAAAUGAUUUAUACGUAUUUGCCUAGUCUAUAACCAUUCUAUUAAACCUCAUGAAUUAUGCUAACUAUUGUUUCUUAUAUUUUGAACUUUCAAAUUGUGAUCUCUUGAGAAUAUAACCAUGGACCAAUGUGAAAUGUAAAAGGAAACAGGGGUUCCAAAGAAAUUCUCUAGAAUUUACUUAACAUACUAUACUUAGUUUGAACCAGUAUAAAUCUAUAAAUUUACUAAAUGACUUCGACAAAAAUUGUUGAUUUAAAUUUCUUGAAUAUCUCUUUAUCCCCUGAACAUUGCAAAUAAUUAUUUAUAUCUGCGAAAUUUAAAUAAAAGAAAUAAUUCUGUAAUGUGUAAAUGUUGGAUCAAUUGUAGAAAGUUUUGGUAAAACAAUGAAUAGAAUAUAAUUGUAGGUACUGUGUUUAAUGUGUAAGAAUAAACUCGUGUAUUGACAAAUCA
This is a messenger RNA of Frieseomelitta varia, 2146 nucleotides long. It is a transcript of the gene Spec2, whose product is annotated as CDC42 small effector protein homolog. Gene Ontology annotation, biological process: regulation of Rho protein signal transduction. The record is from RefSeq and is a predicted model, not a curated record. NCBI's taxonomy places the organism in Eukaryota, Metazoa, Arthropoda, Insecta, Hymenoptera, Apidae. The transcript has 4 exons. Gene Ontology annotation, molecular function: small GTPase binding. Gene Ontology annotation, cellular component: plasma membrane. Bases 633 to 896 code for a protein of 87 amino acids.